AAUAAUAAUAAUAAUAAUAAUAAUAAUAAUAAUAAUAAUAAUAAUAAUAAUAAUAAUAAUAAUAAUAAUAAUAAUAAUAAUAAUAAUAAUAAUAAUAAUAAUAAUAAUAAUAAUAAUAAUAAUAAUAAUAAUAAUAAUAAUAAUAAUAAUAAUAAUAAUAACAAUAAUAAUAAGAAUAAUAAUAAUAAUAAUAAUAAUAAUAAUAAUAAUAAUAAUAAUAAUAAUAAUAAUAAUAAUAAUAAUAAUAAUAAUAAUAAUAAUAAUAAUAAUAAUAAUAAAAAUAAUAAUAAUAAUAAUAAUAAUAAUAAUAAUAAUAAUAAUAAUAAUAAUAAUAAUAAUAAUAAUAAUAAUAUUAAUAAUAAUAAUAAUAAUAAUAAUAAUAAUAAUAAUAAUAAUAAUAAUAAUAAUAAUAAUAAUAAUAAUAAUGAUAAUAAUAAUAAUAAUAAAAAUAAUAAUAAUAAUAAUAAAAAUAAUAAUAAUAAUAAUAAUAAUAAUAAUAAUAAUAAUAAUAAUAAUAAUAAUAAUAAUAAUAAUAAUAAUAAUAAUGAUUUUAAUAAUAAUAAUAAUAAUUAUAAUAAUAAUAAUAAUAAUUAUAAUAAUAAUAAUAAUAAUAAUAAUAAUAAUAAUAAUAAUAAUAAUAAAAAGAAUAAUAAUAAUAAUAAUAAUAAUAAUAAUAAUAAUAAUAAUAAUAAUAAUAAUAAUAAUAAUAAUAAUAAUAAUAAUAAUAAUUAUAAUAAUAAUAAAAAUAAUAAUAAUAAUAAUAAAAAUAAUAAUAAUAAUAAUAAUAAUAAUAAUAAUAAUAAUAAUAAUAAUAAUAAUAAUAAUAAUAAUAAUAAUAAUAAUAAUAAUAAUAAUAAUAAUAAUAAUAAUAAUAAUAAUAACAAUAAUAAUAAUAAUAAUAAUAAUAAUAAUAAUAAUAAU
Messenger RNA from Wyeomyia smithii (pitcher-plant mosquito), 921 nucleotides. RefSeq names its product probable serine/threonine-protein kinase clkA. The record is from RefSeq and is a predicted model, not a curated record. The annotation marks the transcript as partial. Lineage: Eukaryota; Metazoa; Arthropoda; Insecta; Diptera; Culicidae. The transcript has a single exon.